This is a messenger RNA of Pocillopora damicornis (cauliflower coral), 970 nucleotides long. RefSeq names its product DNA-directed RNA polymerase II subunit RPB11. Gene Ontology annotation, molecular function: DNA binding; protein dimerization activity. Gene Ontology annotation, cellular component: RNA polymerase II, core complex. Gene Ontology annotation, biological process: transcription by RNA polymerase II. The record is from RefSeq and is a predicted model, not a curated record. NCBI's taxonomy places the organism in Eukaryota, Metazoa, Cnidaria, Anthozoa, Scleractinia, Pocilloporidae.
UUUGGAAGGGAAGAACAUGCUGUAAGCGAGAGGCCAUUUUUCUAUUCGUUGAAUGUUUUAGUCCAAAUUAGAGCUUGAUUCCCCAACGAUGAAUGCUCCGGAGUCAUUUGAACCAUUUCUAUUGCUUGAUGGAGAUAAAAAGAUAACUAUCACUAAGGACACUAAAGUUCCAAAUGCUGCCCACUUUGUUGUAAAUAAAGAAGAUCACACAUUAGGAAACCUUCUUCGAGCGCAACUGCUGCGAGAUCCACAGGUAAUAUUUGCUGGAUAUAAAGUCCCUCAUCCCCUUGAGCAUAAGUUUGUUCUUCGAGUGCAAACUACGCCAGACUACAGUCCUCAAGAAGCAUUCACCAAUGCUAUCACAGACCUUAUCAGUGAAGUGUCUCUUUUAGAAGAAAGAUUCAAGUCAUCAGUCAAAGAUAAGCAAGAAGGCAUAGAGUGAAUUGAAAAAUCUUUACAAGGAAGUUGGAAUAUAUUUUCAAACAGGGAUGCAGUUGGACCUGAGCUUUGUAUUAAUAUCAGUACAAGUGGUGUGACUCCAGAAGCCCUUGUGGAACAUUGUUGUCUUGUAGGGAACUUGUUUAUAGUGACUUUGAUGAUGGCUACAGACUAAUAACUUCUAAAAGAUCUGUUCUAGUAUUCAACAUAUUUUCCUUGAUCUUGUUAGUUUCUUUUUUUCGUACUAGGAUAAUAUUUCAAAAAUAUAGGUGAUGUAUAUAUAUCAUACCAUCGUUAAUUGGCUGGAGAAUUUUUCUUGAGAAGUGAUACUGAAGUUUCUCUCAGCUAUAGGGUCAAUGAAAAAUAUUCCAAACUCAGCAAAGCAUAAUAUAGCAAUAAGCAUUAUACUUUUCCUUAACAAGGAGAAUGAAUGACAGAAAAAUAAUUUUCAGAUAACAAUAUAAGGUCAUGGACAGAUGUUAUAGGGUAAAGUUAUUUCAAAAUAUUUUAAAUAACUCUAUUUAGGACUAAA